Messenger RNA from Octodon degus (degu), 2778 nucleotides. It is a transcript of the gene Rnd3, whose product is annotated as Rho family GTPase 3. Gene Ontology annotation, biological process: small GTPase-mediated signal transduction. Gene Ontology annotation, molecular function: GTP binding; GTPase activity. The transcript is spliced from 6 exons. The record is from RefSeq and is a predicted model, not a curated record. Bases 162 to 896 code for a protein of 244 amino acids. Lineage: Eukaryota; Metazoa; Chordata; Mammalia; Rodentia; Octodontidae.
AAAGGAGAGGAUUGGAAGGCCGGGCGUAUAAAGCCGCGCACAGAGCGUGAAACAAAGCAGUCGGAUCGGAAUUGGACUUGGGAGGCGCGGUGCCGAGUCAGACAUAAAACUUGUUGGAGAGGAAGAAUAUUCCUGUUCCAAGAGACUAUAAGGCAACAUCAAUGAAGGAGAGAAGAGCCAGCCAAAAAUUAUCCAGCAAAUCUAUCAUGGAUCCUAAUCAGAACGUGAAAUGCAAGAUCGUAGUGGUGGGAGACAGUCAGUGUGGGAAAACCGCGCUGCUGCACGUCUUCGCCAAGGACUGCUUCCCCGAGAAUUACGUCCCCACUGUGUUUGAGAAUUAUACGGCCAGUUUUGAAAUCGACACACAAAGAAUAGAGUUGAGCCUGUGGGACACUUCGGGUUCCCCAUAUUAUGACAACGUUCGUCCCCUCUCAUACCCAGAUUCAGAUGCUGUGCUGAUAUGCUUUGACAUCAGUAGACCUGAGACUCUGGACAGUGUCCUGAAAAAGUGGAAGGGUGAAAUCCAAGAGUUUUGUCCCAAUACCAAAAUGCUCUUGGUUGGCUGCAAGUCUGACUUGAGGACAGAUGUUAGUACAUUAGUAGAACUUUCAAAUCACAGGCAGACUCCAGUGUCAUACGAUCAGGGGGCAAAUAUGGCCAAACAGAUUGGAGCAGCUACUUAUAUUGAAUGUUCAGCUUUGCAGUCAGAAAAUAGUGUCAGAGACAUUUUUCACGUUGCCACCUUGGCAUGUGUAAAUAAGACAAAUAAAAACGUUAAGCGGAACAAAUCACAGAGGGCCACAAAGCGGAUUUCACACAUGCCUAGCAGACCAGAACUCUCGGCAGUUACUACGGACUUAAGAAAGGACAAAGCAAAGAGCUGCACUGUGAUGUGAAUCUUUCGUUAUCUUUAAUGAGGACAAGUGAAUCUAGUGUAAAAACGCGAGCGAAACAAAAAGGUGAGAAGGACAGCCAAAGCCACAUACACUGCAGGCUCAGGAGGCCCCUGAGGGGACCCCUAUCUUUGUGGAAUCCUGUCCUUAGGCUCGGCGUGUAGGCCGAGUGGUGAGAAGCAACAACGUUGAAGUGUUUUGAAGUGUGACUUGAAAAAUAUGCCAAAAAGGAGAGAUGCAAAAUGGGCUAAGAGAGGUGAGGAGGAAGGCGAGUACCUCCAUGAAGAAAAAUCACAGAGUGGUGCUUGCGUCGUGUUCUGUUCUGUUUUGUUUUGUUACAUUCUAUUCGUGGAUCUCUACUUUCAUUUUUAAAUGUUUUAAUCUCCUUUUACAAAAAAUAUAUAUAUAUUAAUAUACCAUCUCAUUGGGGAACUGGCACUGUAACCUUAGCAUUUAGUUUGCUAGAGGAUGCGAUCUAAUUUCCUCCUAGCUCGUCAUUAAAAUGGAAAUUGUAUCAGGACCCAUGGGAUUCCAGAGGGAAACUUCAUGAGGCUUUGAAAUCCUGCCCUCCUGAAGAUGACUGCUCAGCGAGAUGGUUCUGAAGAAAAGUGUUUGCAGCCUUGCAAGAUGUGUAGACCAGCGCUACAAAGAUUGCAUAGAUCAAAUAGAAAGAGGCGUUGAUUUUGAUUCAGUCUGAUGGUUCUGUUCAUUGUGAUUGUCAUUAACAAGUGGUAAAUUGCUCAAUGUAAUAUUUUUGUGCGCUGUUUAGAAAAGAGGUGUGUGAUUUUUUUUUUUUUUGCCAUUGUUGAUGAAAAUGCAAAGUCAAAUAAAAGUGUCUUUGUGUUAUAGAAUGAUCCAAGGGAGAAAAAUAUAGGUACUAUUUUCACCAGGAGAGGUAAUGAAUGAAGGAAUAGUAGCAGAAAGCACAGUUUGUGAGUAAAGGUGUCAGGAAAUACGCUACCAAAUGUACAAAGCAGAAGGACUCUUAUUUUGAGAUGGCGCUCCAGUUGGCAGCAUCUAAUGAUCUGUUGGUUUAUUAUACUUUCCUUAAAUGAACAUGCAUUUGAGAAGGACCCACUUACCGAGCUUUAGAAAAUCCCUAGUAGAAAAUUAUAUGAUGCCAGUCAUGACAUUACACUAGGGCAUUUCUUCCUUCCUUGCUUUCUUUCCUUUUCUUUCCUUUCCUUUCCUUUUCUUUUCUUCUUUUCUUUUCUUUUCUUUUCUUUUCUUUUCUUUCUUUUCUUUACUUUUUUUCUUUUCUUUCUGGCAUUUCUGAGAGCUAUUGCUAAGAUCCACUUAACCAGAUUUACCCAGGGUCCAGGUUGAAAACUGCAUCUUUGUUGUUGCAUACAAUAAUCAACAUUUAAAAUAGUUUACAGGUAGAUUUUUGACCCAUUCUAGCUAGGGAUUCUUUCAGAGAAGAAGCCAGAUCUGACUUGUUUAUUGUUGGCGCUUGUUAAAAACAAGCUUUCUUUCCCAUCACAAUGCUUCAUUUUUGAAGUCUUGAAGCUGUGUUCCCAUUACUCUGUGGCAGGAGAGUAGAUUAAGUCAAUUACAGCCCUCCGUUUGGUGUCUUACAAGCACUUUGUUUUGUCUCUGCAAGAAAAUAUCAUUUGAGUCAUUUCCCACAAGAUACAGAUGUUUUCCCAACAUUAUAUCCUUUGAUUGAUGCAGCAUUAUGCUUUGGACAGUAUUACAAAAUAGCUGGCAAGUGCUUUCUGUAUUUAAAUAUUGUAAAAAGAAAAUAAGUUAUAACUGUUAUAAAGCAGAACUUAUGUUGCAUUUUUUUUAAAUGUCGAAGUCACUUUGUAUGUUUGUUUGGUCAAUGUUUCUGCAGUAUUUAUUAAAACAUACUUUUUCCCCCUUCAAAUAAAAAGUAACCAUG